Messenger RNA from Poecilia latipinna (sailfin molly), 1185 nucleotides. Its product is annotated as inositol 1,4,5-trisphosphate receptor type 1-like. Gene Ontology annotation, cellular component: secretory granule membrane; endoplasmic reticulum membrane; plasma membrane. Gene Ontology annotation, molecular function: calcium ion binding; inositol 1,4,5 trisphosphate binding; phosphatidylinositol binding. NCBI's taxonomy places the organism in Eukaryota, Metazoa, Chordata, Actinopteri, Cyprinodontiformes, Poeciliidae. The transcript is spliced from 10 exons. Gene Ontology annotation, biological process: release of sequestered calcium ion into cytosol. The annotation marks the transcript as partial. The record is from RefSeq and is a predicted model, not a curated record.
GACAUGUGGAGGAGGUAAGAAGAGGAUUGUUGCCGAGGACGCAUUGAGCUGUCGGAGAUAACGCCGCUCAUGCGACUCUUACCUACCUGGAGUUUCACUGCGAUGGACUUAACCGAGGACAGUGCUGUGGAAAUUAUCCCGUGCUGACCCACUUCUCGCGUUUUUCUCUCGUUGUCCUCUGACGCCUUGUCUCAUUCCUGUCAGGUGGAUUAACCCUGAGAGACCAUGUCGGACAAAAUGUCCAGUUUCCUCCACAUAGGGGACAUUUGUUCCCUGUAUGCGGAGGGCUCCACCAGUGGAUUUAUCAGCACUCUGGGGCUCGUGGAUGACCGCUGUGUCGUACAACCGGAUGCAGGGGACCUCAACAACCCACCCAAGAAAUUCAGAGACUGCCUUUUCAAGCUGUGUCCAAUGAACAGAUACUCGGCACAGAAACAGUUCUGGAAAGCGGCGAAGCCCGGCGGUAACAGCACGACGGACACGGUCCUGCUCAAUAAACUUCACCACGCCGCAGACCUCGAGAAGAAGCAGAAUGAGUCUGAAAACCGCAAGCUGCUGGGAACAGUCAUCCAGUAUGGAAAUGUGAUUCAGUUGCUGCACCUGAAAAGCAAUAAAUACCUGACGGUGAACAAGCGGCUACCUGCACUGCUGGAGAAGAAUGCCAUGAGAGUGACUCUGGACUCGGCCGGGAACGAGGGAUCCUGGUUCUACAUCCAGCCGUUCUACAAGCUGAGAUCCCUGGGAGACAGUGUGGUGAUCGGAGACAAAGUCGUCCUCAACCCUGUGAAUGCAGGACAGCCUCUCCAUGCCAGCAGCCACCAGCUAGUUGACAACCCGGGGUGUAACGAGGUUAAUUCUGUAAAUUGCAACACAAGCUGGAAAGUUGUUCUAUUCAUGAAAUGGAGUGACAACUUGGAAACUAUACUCAAAGGGGGUGAUGUCGUGCGGUUAUUCCACGCAGAGCAAGAAAAGUUUCUAACUUGUGACGACCACAGGAAGAAGCAGUACGUUUUUCUCCGAACCACCGGUCGCCAGUCGGCGACUUCGGCCACCAGCAGCAAAGCACUGUGGGAAGUGGAGGUGGUGCACCAUGACCCAUGCAGAGGAGGCGCAGGAUAUUGGAACAGUCUGUUCAGGUUUAAGCAUUUGGCCACCGGCUGCUAUUUGGCUGCAGAGGUGGGUGAG